Molecule: messenger RNA, 2786 nt
Organism: Somion occarium
Lineage: Eukaryota; Fungi; Basidiomycota; Agaricomycetes; Polyporales; Cerrenaceae
Source: the annotation of a GenBank genome assembly
ACCAGCAUCCGGCUCCUCUUCGAAACUCCAAGUCAAAACCAUUCAGUCUCUAGCGUAAACGGGCGUACUAUAAUUGCCUUGACAUGGCCAUCGGACCAGUUUCCACACCUCUCCGCCGCUCAAAACGUGGCCAACCAAUUGUCGCGGUUUCCGCAGACACUUUAGACUCAGAUGCCCCUCUGAACUUGCCAGAACCUGUGUUCAAGCGAACGACACGGUCAGAGGAUCUAUAUCAGGAAGACAUUGAAGCUCUCAAUAGACGGGAUGUCUCAAUUGAGGAUCUCGAGACACACUUCUACGAUAGACUCUCCAUGAGGAUGCAUGGAGUCAAGCGGACGCUGAAAACAUACGGAAAAUCACAAAGGGACCGUAGCUCGAAUGUCGCUGCUGAAGAUAUAUAUAAAAUUGGCGACGCUGUUCUGGUGAAAUCUGCAGCCAGGGAUCCAAGUGUGGCUGUCGUCGUUGCGAUUUGGAAUAUUGUCGGACCCGAAGUUCAGCAGAGUGUACGUGUACUUUUGCACUGGUUUCUAAGACCGUCCGAAUUGGCAGGAAUUCGUGCUGCGCGCAAGCAUGAGGAGAACGAAAUAUACUACUCAGUAUCUUCCACCGCAGUCGUACCUGCCUCGUCCCUUGUAUCAAAAUGUAUCAUCGUGACGUCCUCUGGCGAUCUUCCUGAGUCCGAUAGGUCAAGUCCUCCUCGCAAGUCCUCUUCGCGUAAACCUCAAACAACUCCAACGUUCCUAUGUCACACCUCGAUCGAUUCACGAUGUGGAAUAUAUUACUCUUUUUCCUGGGAAGACCUAUCGCGAAAUGCUCUGGGCAAUCCUGGAGAAUGGGGAUCAGCAGACGCUUGGAAUGUGCGCCCUGCUGAUGUCUCUCGCAAAGAACCACAUAUUCCCCAUACCCCCAAGAAGAAACGACGAAAGCUCAGCAUCGUUCCAGAGGAAGACCAGAAUUCUGAUUCUGAAGAACCAAGUUCGUCUGCAAAUGGCGAUGACGACUACGAAGAAACGCGCCACCUCAUUCAGUCGGAUACCUCCGACUCGGAUUCAUCAGACCUCUCUGAACUCUCCGAUGUCUCUGAAUCUGAAUCCGAUUUUGAUGAAACCUCAAGAACCCCAUCUCGAAAGCGCAAACGAACCACCUCAUUACCGUCCACUCCCCGACGUAAACGUAAGACCAAAGAUCUGGUAGCUCCCACACCUCACUCGAAAGCAGCGCUCCGCGCCCGAGCCCGACGGAAACUCACAGUUCGACCUCCCCCUGGUGCAGAUCGUGUCGACAAUCUAUGGUACUCAUUAGAGAAUAUCCCGGAAGAACCUUGGUUACGUGCGAUGCAUGUAUUACAUGUCGCCUCUAGACCAGAAGCAUUGCCAUGUCGAGAAGAAGAGUACGGAAAAGUUCUUCGUGCCGUCGAGGAAUUGGUAGAAGAGGGCAGCGGAGGAUGCGUCUAUAUCUCAGGUGUUCCUGGAACUGGCAAGACUGCUACUGUUCAUGCUGUCGUACGUGAACUGAAACGAAUGGCCGAACAAAACGAAGCUAAUCCCUUCACAUAUGUGGAGAUCAAUGGUCUUCGGAUUCCUGAACCCUCCGCUGCCUACGGCCUUCUCUGGGAAGCUGUCUCCGGCCACAAUGUAGCAAUAGAGGGCCACCUGAAGAUCAGCGCGAAGGAAUCUUUGAAAAACCUAUCUAGUUAUUUCAGCUCGCGUGAUCGUGCAGGACCCGGUGGACAUGCCUGUGUUGUUCUCAUGGACGAACUUGAUCAGCUUAUGACGAACAAACAGGAUGUCGUGUACAAUUUCUUCAAUUGGCCUACUUUAGUAGGAUCCCGUCUAGUCGUCCUCGCCGUAGCCAACACCAUGGAUCUUCCAGAACGCGUAAUGUCAGGACGAGUUCGGAGUCGACUGGGUAUGACUCGAUUUAACUUCCAACCCUAUACUACGGCACAGCUGGAGAAAAUCGUGAAAGCGAGAUUGACCAGCGCAAAGGAAGGCCUUCCAGCAGUUUCGUCUGACGUGAUAGCACCAGAUGGAAUCAAGUUUGCUUCUAUGAAAGUCUCGUCUAUUAGUGGUGACGCUAGACGAGUCCUCGAUAUUUGCCGGCGAACAGUGGAGCUCGUUCAGCCUUUCUCAAAGACAGCACGAAUAGAUGACGUCAAACGGGUCAUCAAGGACAUGCAGAAUAGUCCCACUGCUGCUUACAUUCGUGACUUGAGCUUGCAUGAGCGGAUAAUGCUCGCUGCGAUGUUGAAGUGUAUCAAGAGAGCAGGUGUGGAGGAGAUCCGCUGGGGUGAUCUCAAACAACAGCAUUAUGCAUACUUAAAUCUCUUGGUGGACUCUGCAGACCUCACGCGACGACCAUCACCAGGAGAACUGUCACUUGUCUUAGAUUCCUUGCUAGCAUCAAGAGCGAUGUUGUGUGAGGACGGACCUACAAUUGCCAGGAAACCCGAAGACGAUAAGAGAGUUGUGCUCAACUUGGAGCAAACAGAGGUGGGCAGGGUCUUGGGAGACGUAGGCGGUACCAAAUGGAAGAAUGCAUUGAGUAUCUGACAGGCAUACCCUGUCAAUGACCCUUAUAUACCGCGAUCAUUAGUUAUACCCUCACACUUGAGAUAUGACAGACCGCUUGAGGAGACGAGAGUACCUACUUCGGUCUCCGUGUUGAAUGCUCUCCGGGUUUGCCAAUCCGUCUCCCUGAUGUCACUUUGCCAUUCAGAACAAAGAAUUAUGGCAUUCGUAAGGUACGAAACGUUACAGAAAUUAUGAGUUCUGUGGUUCGUAAAG